This is a messenger RNA of Lepisosteus oculatus (spotted gar), 3298 nucleotides long. Its product is annotated as asteroid homolog 1. The record is from RefSeq and is a predicted model, not a curated record. Lineage: Eukaryota; Metazoa; Chordata; Actinopteri; Semionotiformes; Lepisosteidae.
GGGUCUUUCUGUUGUUCUUCCUGAAGUUAGUUCGGAGUUUAUUUUUAUUUUUUAGGAAGCCGAGCAGGGCUGAGCGUGCAGAUUGUGGCGUGUGCCGGCGACAGUGAGUGUCGGGCUUCUCGACAUGACAUUGUUUCUGUUUUUUUUCUGUGACGGCGGUGCUUCAGUGAGCGGCUUGUGCUUGUGCAUCCCGAGUUAAAACGCGCUGUGUCGCGUCUUGCCGUUCAGAACCGGAGGCAUCGGCUCUCCCCGGUAUUAAAGAGACUUGCGAGGCCAGUUCCCCAGUUGGACAUCCGAGCCCACACCUGAGUCCGGGGCUGUCACCAUGGGAGUCCAAGGGCUUACAAGUUACAUCGAGGGCAAGAGGGAGUUCUUCACGGACUUGAAGCUAAGAAACACGAGAAUUGUUAUCGACGGGAACGGCUUGUACUUCCGGCUUUAUUUUACUUCGGGUCUGGACAAGCAGCGCGGCGGAGACUACGACAGCUUUGCAGAGCUCGCCCGGCGCUUUUUCGAAGCCCUGUCAGCCUGCAGUAUAAGGCCCUUUGUCGUGCUUGACGGUGGCAUUGACUACACGGACAAGAAGUUCGGGACCUUAAAGCAGCGCGCCCAGAGCCGAAUCAGGGAGUCCCAUGCCCUGUCCCGGGGGUUGCACGGCUCCGUGCUGCCGCUUCUGACCAAGGAGGUGUUCAAGCAGGUGCUCUCCAGACUGCAGGUGCCGUAUGUCCAGUGUGUGGCAGAGGCAGACUGGGAGAUAGCUUGCUUGGCCAACCAGUGGAGCUGCUCGGUAUUGGCCAGCGACAGUGACUUCUGCAUCUUCGACUUGAAGGACGGCUACUGUCCCUUCGCUGACUUCCAGUGGAAUAACGUAAGGGUGUGCUCCGACACGGCGGAAAAAUACAUCCCUGCCCUGUGCUUCUCCGUGGACAAAUUCUGCUCGCACUUUGGUCACAUGAACAAGCAGCUCCUUCCCCUGCUUGCGGUCAUCAUGGGCAACGACUAUGUCCACCUGCAAGAUAUGGAGGUGUUCUUCAGCCAGGCGAAGCUCCCCGUGGGGACCCUGCCUGGAUCUGGGAAGACCCAGGCCCGAAUUGACGGCCUCCUCCGCUGGCUCUCCAAGUUCGACGGCCCAGAAGAAGCCGUUGAAAAGGUGGUUGAGUACCUUGGCCACAAAGGCCACAGAGGCUCCUUCCGGGAGCUCGUGUCCUCUUCCAUGAAGGAAUACGAGCUGUCCACGAGCAACCUUGCGAAGUUCUUUACGGACGGCGUGCCGGUGUCCAACGUGCCGGAAGUAAUAGCCUGCCUGCCGGACUGGAUCCUGAUGGCCUUGGGGAGAGGGAAGCUCUCCUCGCUGAUCAUCGACGUGCUGGUCCUGGAGAGGGUGCUGCUGCACGUCCAGGUGGAGAACUGCGCGCUGCCCAGCAGCAACCUGUGCUCCCUGCCCAUCCGCCAGGUGCUGUAUGGGCUGCUGCUCACCUGGAAAAGACACCUCUCGGGGGAGAGCGCCCGCGGCUGGAACAAGGUGUGCAAAGACAAGAGCAGCGCGUUGUCUGUGGAGGAGUUCGACAGGCAAGAUUUAAACCUGAGAAGCACUUCAGUUCAAGCUGUUCUACCGAGAUCCCCCGAGCAACUUCUGCUGCACAAGCUGGCGGAGGUGCCCCUAGCAGUUCGUCUUCAGACCCUGCUGGAGACGCUGGGAGUGAAACCCUCUGUUCUGCAGGCCGUCCCCCCCCACCUCAGCCUGCCUGUGUCUGUCACCUGCUAUUGGCUGACUCACUCAAAGCCCCGACCUGAGCAGCAGCACCUGCAGGCCCUGCUGCUGGGCCUGGUCUAUGGAGAACUCUGCAGGUUAGGCAGCGCCGCCUCCUGCCCAGGCGUCCGGGCGCUGCGUGAGAAGCUGCGCAGGCUGCGGGUGUGGAGGGGGGACAGGCAGGGCAUGGACAUGGACGCGGCCCAUGUGUUCAGCCAGUGGCAGGCUGCCCUGCUGACCAGCCACUACCUGAACCAGCUGCUCUGCUGCCCCGUCCCGGAGCCAGACUGCUCAGGGGUUUACAGCGGGACGCUUGUGCACCGGGUGGUCAGGGAGCUGAGGGGUGGGCAGGCUCCGGAGCGGCUGCUGGCGGGGUCCGCCCUGGCCCUGACGACCUUCAGGACCCUGCUGGGGGCCGUGCUGGCCAGCGUGCCCCCAGACUUCUUCUUCAGGAAGAGCAAGAGAAGAGCCAAGAGGCCCCCCCGGCCGCGGGCGGCGCAGACGAAGGGCGAGGCGGGCAGGGGGGGGCCCCCCGCCGCCCGCGACGCAGCCAACAGGUUCUCACUCCUGACGGUCGAGGACGACGAGGACGACGAGGACUGAGCUGCGUUUUUACCCCGUUUUGUACUGUAGCACACAAGGAAACAGUUUCUUAAUACUACCUUUCUCCGGAGUCACGCUGAAACUGUUAUAUUUUUUGUAAAAAUAUUUUGGUAAAAUGCUUUUGGUGCAAAUUUUAUACAUGUAUGUUUUUAUUUUUCUAAGGUGACAUUUUAUCAGCUAACUUGCUUUCAGUCAAAGCAGAGGUGAAUGCCCAAGAACAUCAACACGAGUCUUCAGUUGCUACUGUAUACUGUUCUCGUGACCUACUGCUCAUCCACCUGCAAGUUGUGCAGACAGAUUUUCGAACUGAAGCUGGUAAGUCCUUUAACGGGAAACACAGGUGUUUGUAAUUGAAUUCUUUUGAUAGCAAAACAAAGAUAACUGGUAUGAUGCAAUUAACUGCUCGUCUUUCAGAAGCAUAAAUCGAAUCCAACAUCUCUUCAUACUGCCUAACAAGUGAGAUGUUGCAAAGCCGUAGAAAAUAAGUGUAAUUAAGUGCAAUUGUUCUAAAAAUUAAUAUCAAUAAAAAAGCCCAGCACAGGAAGAAAACUGGCAUAUACUGUUACCAUUGUGAAAAAUGAUGCCAAGCAAAUGUUUCCCAGGUUGUGCAAUAUUUAAUUACUUGUCAAUGUAUAAAGGUAAUAAGGUGCAAAUACUUUUUGAUGAUUAGACAGUUUAUUCAGACCUAAAGAUGAAACAAAUUUAUUUGUUAAGGUCCUGUUUACAGAAAUGAGAGCCGAAUCUUGCAGAGUUGUGGCCAAGAAAGCUCAUUUUGUGCAGUAUAGUUUGGGAAAAUUUAAAUAAUCUACCACACUGUGUACAUCUACCAAUGCCUAUUUUAUAUUGUAUUUUAAUAAUGUAUUAAAAUAUAAAUUAAAAAAAAUCAUUAUUGUCUUCGCUGAAAUGUAAUUAUAUGAAUAACACAUUUGAAUUAAAUACCGAUAC